This is a messenger RNA of Amoebophrya sp. A25, 248 nucleotides long. Lineage: Eukaryota; Dinophyceae; Syndiniales; Amoebophryaceae. The record is from the annotation of a GenBank genome assembly.
GAAAGCCCUGGAGGCUUUGAUGAACUUGGUCAGGCGACGACCCAGUAUCGAUCUGAUCGACCUAGCGGCGACCUCUCAAAAUGAUGCGGCGUGUAACCUUUUGGCGGCGGUCGCUGCUACCGAGGUUGCGCGCAGAUUCCCAGGAGCUGUCUGCUUCUCGGCUAUCUGGGAUAUCGUCAACUCCAGCGACGGGAUGAAGUGCGCGCGUGAGGGACUAUCCCUGGGUGCUUGUAAAGCUCUUCGGGGUC